Mucor mucedo is the source of this 2178-nucleotide messenger RNA. RefSeq names its product Cupredoxin. The record is from RefSeq and is a predicted model, not a curated record. Gene Ontology annotation, molecular function: ferroxidase activity; copper ion binding. The coding region runs from base 246 to 2000 and encodes 584 amino acids. The transcript has 7 exons. Gene Ontology annotation, cellular component: high-affinity iron permease complex. Gene Ontology annotation, biological process: cellular response to iron ion starvation; reductive iron assimilation. NCBI's taxonomy places the organism in Eukaryota, Fungi, Mucoromycota, Mucoromycetes, Mucorales, Mucoraceae.
CAUCAGUGAGACAUUUCCCAAACAAAUAUUUCUAUAAUAGUAUGAUUUAUUUAUAAUGUUCCAAUGAAAUCAAUUGGGGGGUGAACGGAAGAAGUUUAAAGUACGAGAAAGGGGAACUCUGUGUAAUUUUUUUUUUUUUGCCCCGGAUCAUUUUGAAAAGCGAAAAUCUUUUCAUCUCUCUUUUUUCUCUCAAUCUUUCUUUUUUAUUGUUUUUUUUUCACAAAAAAAAAAAAAAAGGAAAACAGAUGCGUGUUGUCACUUUAGUAACAGGGUUACUAUCUCUUAGUAGCAUGAUUCAAGCGGCUAGGGUUGUGUAUGAUAUGAACAUCACCUAUGUCGAUAACAUCAACCCGGAUAAUUUGAAGCCACGUCAAGUCGUUGGCGUCAAUGGCAAAUGGCCUAUUCCAGCGGUUGAAGUGACUCUUGGUGAUGUCUUGGUCAUGAAUGUUCAUAACUCCCUGAAUGAACCUACUGCGUUACACGCUCACGGUCAGUUUCAAAACGGAACAAAUUGGAUGGAUGGUCCUGUCAUGGUCACACAAUGUGCUAUCCCACCAAAUCACGACUUGCAAUACGAAUUUAACAUUACUCAAACUGGCACUUUCUGGAUCCACAGUCAUUAUAUGGGUCAAUACAUGGAUGGUCUUCGUUUCCCUUUAAUUAUUCAUAACCCCGCAGAACCUUUCAAAUAUGACGAAGAGUUGACUGUUACUGUUUCUGACUGGUAUCAUGAUCAAAGCUCCAAUAACUUGCAAAAGUUCAUGUCUGUUUACAAUCCAACAGGCGCUGAACCAGUUCCAGAAUCCGGUCUGAUCAAUGACAAUGCCAAUGUCACUUUUAACUUUGUGCCUGGAAAGAUCUAUCGUAUUCAUGUCAUAAAUAUUUCUGGAUUUGCUACUUUCUUUUACAGCAUUGAUGGCCAUCAAAUGGAAAUUAUUGAAGUGGAUGGUAUCUACACAAAACCUCAAUUGGUCGAUAGUUUAUAUAUGACUGCUGCUCAACGUUUUUCUGUCCUUGUUACUGCUAAAAAUACCACUGAUACCAAUUUUUAUAUGCAUGCUGAUAUGGAUACCGUCAUGUUUGAUAGCCUCCCUGAAGGUUUAAACCCUAAUAUCACAGCCCCUAUUUAUUACAAUUCUGAUCACCAAAAGUUUGCCCCAAGCCAAGAUGUUGGUGGUGAUAGUACUUUUGAUGAUAUGACCCUCGUUCCUCUCUAUAAUGCAUCUUCUGUCGGAUAUGACCACCAAGUAAAUCUUACUAUCGAUUUCCAAGUAACUACCGACGGUAUGAAUCGUGGAAUGUUCAACGAAUUGCCCUACUUGUCUCCUCUGGUGCCUUCUGUUAAUACUAUGUUUUCUAUGGGUGCUGAUGCUAUGAAUGUUGAUGUAUACGGCCCCCAAGCACAAGCUUUUAUGCUCAAGCAUUUGGAUAUGAUUGAAGUUGUCUUGAAUAAUUUGGAUGGUAAUGCUCAUCCUUUCCAUCUCCACGGUCAUGUAUUCCAAAUGGUGGGCCGUGGCGAAGGCGUGUACACUGGUAAUACCUCUUCAGUCACUUGGUUGCUCGACAAUCCUCCCCAACGUGAUACCAUUCGUGUGGAUGGCGAAGGGUUUUCUAUCAUUCGAUUCCGUGCAGACAACCCUGGUAUCUGGAUGUUUCAUUGCCACAUCGAUUGGCAUCUGGAAUCUGGACUAGCAGCACUUUUUAUUACAGCACCUGAUGUAGCACAAGAACGCAUGACUUUGCCUCAAGCAUUUAAGGAUAUUUGUGAAGCUGGUGGAACCCCAAGUGUAGGUAAUGCUGCGGGUAAAAUGAGUCUUGAUUUAAGUGGUGCACCCAAUGGUGUCACAUUGAUUCCUGAUGGUUUCACAGCAAAAGGAAAGGGAGCAAUGGCUGCUUGUUGUAUUUCCGCACUUAUUGGCAUGGCCGCUAUUGUUUGGUAUUCUUUGAAUGAUCCCCAAAGAAAAGUGCGUGAUAGAAUGGGUAGACCACCAAGCCGAUAAUUUUUUAUUUUAAUUUAUAUAUCUUUUUUGUACCAUCAAUUCGCGUAAUAACCCCAUCAUCAUCAACUUUAAAAAAAAAGUUUCACUUUAUAUUAAAUAUAAUGCCUCAACCCAUUUAAUCAAACAAACAAAUUGAAUGAAUGUUCUUUUUUUCAAAAUAAACGACUUUUGCAUAAAA